AUGGAAAAUACAGGUGACUCAAAAGCUCUUUUUGCGGGCAUUGGAAUUGGAGCAGUCUCAGUUGGAGUUCUCUCUCUUCUUGCCAAGAAGUUUUGUUGCACUUCUCAAGAAGUUGAGAAAGCAUUAGAAGCUCCUAUUGAAGGAGAUAUUAAAAAGAUUCUUGUAUGAGGAUCAGGAAUGAUGACUCCAAGUCUAAUCCAAUACCUUAUGAGAAAGAAGAACUACGUCAUCACUAUUGCUAGCAACAUUUUGGAAGAUGCGAAAGCCAUAGCAGAUGAAUACCCAGGAAGAGCUCACUCCUGCUAUUUAGAUGUAUCUAAUGAAGAGGCUACAAAGGAAUUGGUAGAGCAGAAUGACAUUGUGAUUUCUUUCAUCCCACCUUUCCUCCAUCCUAAGAUAUUCAAAGCAUGUGCAGAUGCUAAGAGAAACCUUGUGACUGCUUCCUACAUCUCAGAGGAAAUGAUGACUUACGAUGAACAAGCUAAAAAGGAUGGCCUUAUCUUCCUCAAUGAGUGCGGCUUAGAUCCAGGAAUUGACAUCAUGUCUACUAUGAAAAUUAAAGACGAAGUUGAAGCUCAAGGUGGUAAGAUUACAAAAUACGAAAGCUGGUGUGGUGGUCUUCCAUGUGCUGAAGACUCUGAUAACCCACUAGGAUAUAAAUUCUCCUGGGAUCCUAAAGCAGUCUUCAAGACCUCCAGGAAUCAAGCUACCUUCUUAAAAGACGGAGAAGUUAUUAAUAUCCAGCCUGAUGAUCUUCUAUCGGAGGGAACAAGAGUUAAGGAUUACGUCAAAGCACUAAACCUAGAAGGAUAUCCUAAUAGAGAUAGUUUAGCAUUCAAAGAAGCCUUUGGUUUUAAAGAUGCUAAGACGUUUGUCAGAGGAACCAUUAGAUAUGGAGGAUUUAGGAUCAUCAUGAGAGCUUUACAUCAGAUUGGAAUUACAGAAGCUGUCCAGGAGAUCGAUCAAUCCAAAAUUAAAACAUUAAGAGCUCUCACUGAAUCAUUCGCUGAAGGUAUUGAUGCUAAAGUAGAAGACUAUACAGAGCAACUCAAUUCAGCUUCAAUUACCGAUGAGGAGGACCAAAAGUUGAUUAGCAAGCUUCUCCAAAAGAUUGACAAUAAAGAUAAUAUUGUUGACAUUAUCAACUCAUGGAAAUUCUUCGAGCUAUUGAACCCAGACAGAAAUAUUGAAGAAAGCUGGAAAACUCCUCUUGAUGCUCUCAGCGCUAUCUCUCUUGAGAAAAUGUCAUACGGAGAAGGAGAAAGAGAUUUUGUUAUCAUGAAACAUAUCUUCGAAAUUGAGACUGCUGAAGGUGAAAAGAAGACUCUCCAUUCAACAAUGCUUGCAACAGGAGAUAAAGUUGGCUCAGGUGGUUUAACUGUCAUGGCUAAAACCGUUGGAUUUGCAGCAGGAGCAGCUGUAAAUCUCAUCCUGGAGGGUAAGAUCAAGGCUAAGGGAGUUUUGUCUCCUAAAACACCUGAAUUUUACAACCAAAUUCUCCCCAUCUUGGAAGAAGAUAAUAUUACUUUGGUAGAAGAAGAGGUCUAA
Moneuplotes crassus is the source of this 1548-nucleotide messenger RNA. The record is from the annotation of a GenBank genome assembly. Lineage: Eukaryota; Ciliophora; Spirotrichea; Euplotida; Euplotidae.